Messenger RNA from Macrosiphum euphorbiae (potato aphid), 2535 nucleotides. NCBI's taxonomy places the organism in Eukaryota, Metazoa, Arthropoda, Insecta, Hemiptera, Aphididae. The record is from the annotation of a GenBank genome assembly.
AUGGUGAACUUCACAGUAGACGAGAUCCGUAAGAUGAUGGACAAGAAGAAGAAUAUUCGGAACAUGUCUGUCAUCGCCCAUGUGGAUCACGGAAAAUCAACUUUAACUGACUCUUUGGUAUCCAAAGCUGGUAUUAUUGCUAAUGCCAAAGCUGGAGACAUGCGUUUCACUGACACUCGUAAAGAUGAACAAGAUCGUUGUAUCACUAUCAAGUCCACUGCCAUCUCUAUGUACUUCGAACUCGCAGAAAAAGAUUUAGUCUUCAUUAAGAACGUAGACCAACGCGAUCCUGAAGAAAAUGGUUUCUUAAUCAAUUUGAUUGAUUCUCCUGGUCACGUUGAUUUCUCCAGUGAAGUUACUGCUGCCCUCCGUGUUACUGAUGGAGCCCUAGUUGUUGUUGACUGUGUCUCAGGUGUGUGUGUACAAACUGAAACUGUGUUGCGUCAGGCCAUAGCUGAGAGAAUCAAGCCAAUUUUGUUCAUGAACAAAAUGGACCGUGCCUUAUUAGAAUUACAAUUGGAAUCUGAAGAUUUGUACCAAACUUUCCAACGUAUUGUUGAAAAUGUUAACAUCAUUAUUGCUACAUACUCUGACGACAGUGGUCCCAUGGGUGAAGUUCAGGUUGACCCUAGCAAGGGAAGUGUUGGUUUUGGAUCAGGUCUUCACGGUUGGGCUUUUACUCUAAAACAGUUUGCUGAAAUGUAUGCCGAAAAAUUCAAGAUUGAUGUUGUUAAACUCAUGAACAGAUUGUGGGGAGAAAAUUUCUUCAAUGCCAAAACAAAGAAAUGGGCCAAGCUUAAGGAUGACAAUAACCAACGUUCUUUCUGCAUGUACAUUUUGGAUCCUAUUUACAAGGUAUUCAACUGCAUCAUGAACUAUAAGAAAGAUGAAGCUACUGAUCUUUUGAAGAAGCUUGGAAUUGAAUUAAAACACGAAGAUCAAGAUAAGGACGGAAAAGCCCUGUUGAAGGUUGUUAUGCGUACCUGGUUGCCUGCUGGAGAAGCUCUACUUCAAAUGAUAGCCAUCCAUUUGCCAUCUCCUGUUGUUGCCCAGAAAUAUCGUAUGGAAAUGUUGUACGAAGGACCUCAUGAUGAUGAAGCAGCUCUUGGUGUUAAGAACUGUGACCCAGAUGCACCACUUAUGAUGUACAUUUCCAAGAUGGUGCCGACAUCUGACAAAGGACGUUUUUAUGCUUUCGGGCGUGUAUUCUCUGGAAGGGUUGCUACUGGUAUGAAAGCUCGUAUUAUGGGACCUAACUAUACCCCUGGCAAGAAAGAAGAUUUGUAUGAAAAGGCUAUCCAAAGAACAAUUUUGAUGAUGGGACGUUAUACUGAAGCUAUUGAAGAUGUUCCCUGUGGUAACAUUUGUGGAUUGGUUGGUGUUGAUCAGUUUUUGGUGAAAACUGGAACAAUUACAACCUUCAAAGAUGCUCACAACAUGAAAGUUAUGAAGUUCAGUGUAUCCCCUGUUGUGCGUAUUGCUGUAGAGCCCAAGAACCCGGCAGAUUUACCAAAAUUGGUAGAAGGUCUUAAACGUUUAGCCAAGUCUGAUCCCAUGGUCCAGUGUAUCAUUGAAGAAUCAGGUGAACACAUUGUUGCUGGUGCCGGUGAAUUGCAUUUGGAAAUUUGCUUGAAGGAUUUGGAAGAAGAUCAUGCUUGCAUUCCAAUCAAGAAGUCUGAUCCAGUGGUAUCAUACAGGGAAACUGUCAAUGAAGAGUCUGAAAUCAUGUGCUUGUCAAAAUCUCCCAACAAACAUAACAGAUUAUUCAUGAAAUGUCAACCAUUCCCAGAUGGUUUGGCUGAAGACAUUGAAGGCGGUCAAGUCAACCCAAGAGAUGAAUUCAAAGCUCGUGCCCGUUACUUGGGUGAAAAAUAUGAAUAUGAUGUUACUGAAGCUCGAAAAAUCUGGGCUUUUGGUCCUGAUGGAACCGGCCCCAAUUUGUUGAUUGAUUGUACCAAGGGAGUACAGUAUCUUAAUGAAAUUAAGGAUUCAGUCGUUGCUGGAUUCCAAUGGGCAACCAAAGAGGGAGUGUUGGCAGAAGAAAACAUGCGUGCAGUUAGAUUCAAUAUUUAUGAUGUUACAUUACACGCUGAUGCUAUCCACAGAGGAGGUGGUCAAAUCAUUCCAACUGCUCGUCGUUGUAUGUACGCUUCGAUUUUAGCUGCUCACCCCAGAAUUAUGGAACCUGUGUACUUGUGUGAAAUUCAGUGCCCUGAAGUUGCAGUAGGAGGUAUUUACAGUGUUUUGAACAGACGUAGAGGACACGUUUUUGAAGAGAGUCAAGUUGUCGGUACACCCAUGUUUGUCGUUAAAGCAUACUUGCCUGUCAAUGAAUCUUUUGGAUUCACAGCUGAUUUGCGUAGUAACACUGGAGGACAAGCUUUCCCACAGUGUGUAUUUGAUCAUUGGCAAGUAUUCCCAGGUGACCCAUGUGAAACUGGAUCGAAACCAUACGUUGUUGUUAUGGACACACGUAAACGCAAAGGUCUUAAGGAUGGACUACCAGACAUCAAUUCAUACCUUGAUAAAUUGUAA